CAUUCGUGAGGCGGCUGUUGCCGACACCAUCCACACCCAGCUGGAGUCGCAGUGAACCAAAUUUGAUGCGCCCCCACCCCACAGCGACCCCUGUAAAAAGCUUAGGUCCUUAUCAUGCAGUCGGAGACUUGAAGUUGGCAUGGCGGGGCCAAUUGCAACUACAUAGUGCUUUACCUUAUCUGCCAGGCGCAUCAUGUCCUUCAUAUGACACCCAGUUGGAUUUCUUCGCAUUGGCAUCCUCCCGGAUGGGAUCAUUCCAUACUUAGCAUUUUUGCCCUGGUUCUAGGCCUCGUACUUCCUUCCUAUCCUGCUCCUCCUAUCCUCUGACGUCGGCCAGAAAGAACUGUUGCUGUGGAGUCGCAAUGCCUGUCGCAUUAUAGGCACGCCCACUUACUGCAGCAGCUUGGCUACAGCUACACCUCCAAGCACUGCUUGCUUCCUCGCUGUCUUCCUUGCGAUUCCCAUACGGAAAUGUCUUCCCCAUUCUCUUCUUGGAUGAGACGGAGGGCGCCGUCUCUGAGCUCCCAGGAUAUCCAGGAUGAUCCUCUCGACAAUGCCGGCAGCCUUCCUCGUUCGUCGUCGCAUUACCCCCCUGCCGACUCCCGAGUGCUCUCUUCCUCGGUCAAUUCUGGAAGCCAUAGGCAGCGGACGAGGUCUUUUAUUAACGGCUCUGGACGGGAUCACCUGGCUCCACUGGAUACCGCCCAGCAUGCUCGAUCUGUCCGCGAAGAUACAGCAGAGCUGGCCACAUACAUAUUGUCCGAUAAGAAGCCCGGUCAGGGCCCAUCGUUCUUGUCUCGAACGCACCCUCGCCCCUCCCAGAUUGGACGUGAUAUCUCGGCCUCAUACGAAGACCACGAGGGUGCCGAUGCUAGUAUAACGACAGCGUCCGAGCCUAUUUUAGAAGUCUCGGAACCAUCCUCACCUGGGGAGCCAGAUGAACCAUCCCAUGCUGAAGGGCCAUCUAUACUGGCGAGCUUGCUCAGAAGACCGCCCGCCGAAAUAGACCGGUGGGAAGAAUCACGAGGCGCCCGCUUCGGAGGGCAGACAGGAGAACAAGACGAACAGAGCUUGCCCGAGGGACAACCUAUCGAGGCAUUGCCUUCACCAGCUUACGGCGGCGAAGGCGAGGGCCACGGAGAGACCACCCCGCUACUCCAACAGACGUCGUCGCGCGAAACGUCGUAUUUAAGUAGCACGAGCAGCGGUGCCGCCAGAAAUGUCGAUCCCGAGAGCCAAAAGAGCCAGAGCCCUAGACGAUGGCUUGCCAGAGUCGCCGGAUAUGGGGCUAAUGCCAAGUCUGACUUCUUGUCUGAAGUGGGAGUGGUUGGAAACCCGAAGCGUUGGAAUCGUAGGACGUUUUGGGAGAACAUUAUCGUAAGGCCGGUAGCUUGCAUGCCUGCCGUGAUUGUGGGCCUCCUCCUGAACAUAUUGGAUGCAUUAUCAUACGGCAUGAUUCUCUUUCCCCUCGGUAACCCUAUUUUCUCGAGCCUCGGGUCGGCUGGCAUAUCUAUUUUCUAUGUCAGCACCAUCGUCUCGCAGUUGACAUUCUCUUUUGGGAGCAUCUUCAAGGGUGGCGUGGGGUCCGAGUUGAUCGAAGUCGUUCCAUUCUUCCAUAGCAUGGCUGUGACGAUUACCGGCAUUGUUGGGGAAGAUAGCCCCGAGGCCGUCAUUGCCACUACGAUAACCUCAUAUGCACUGAGUUCGAUGCUGACCGGCGCCGUGUUCUAUCUCAUGGGAAAAUUCAAGUUCGGCUACAUCAUAGGUUUCAUCCCUCGUCACAUCCUCAUCGGAUGCAUAGGCGGCGUGGGCUGGUUCCUCGUUGUUACUGGGUUCGAGGUGACUGCCCGAAUCAACGGCAAUCUCAACUAUGACCUGGCUACACUCCAGAAGCUGUUUCAGGCCGAUACGGUCUCUCUUUGGUUGAUACCGCUUGUCCUCGCCAUUAUACUGUUCUACAGUCACGCAAGGAUCCCGUCCAAGUACUUCCUCCCACUUUAUAUCCUUGCUAUUCCCAUUGUCUUUUACUUUUUCGUCCUAUCCUUGGAUGCCCUGGAUACUGGUGACCUGAGGGAUCGUGGCUGGAUAUUCGAAGGCCCACCCCCUGGCGAGCCUUGGUGGUACUUUUAUACGCUGUACCAGUUCGACAAGGUUCACUGGGAUGCGAUUGUCCAGUGCGUCCCGGCCAUGUUUGCUCUGACAUUCUUUGGAAUCCUGCAUGUUCCCAUCAAUGUUCCCGCCCUGGCUCUCAAUACGGGAGAGGACCAUGCGAAUAUUGACCAUGAGCUCAAAUUGCAUGGAUACUCCAACUUCUUCUCCGGUGCGUUGGGAAGCAUUCAGAACUACCUUGUAUACGCAAACACGCUGUUUUUCAUGCGGUCUGGGGGAGACAGCCGUUUGGCGGGCUUUCUCCUGGCAAUUUUCACCUUCUGUGUCAUGAUAAUCGGACCCUCUCUCAUCGGGCUCAUCCCGGUGAUGAUGGUCGGUGUUCUCAUCUUCGAUCUCGGCUUCGAACUAUUACAUGAGGCGGUUUGGCAGCCCAGGAGAAAGUUGAAAUCACUCGAGUACAUGACGGUGAUUGUCAUCGUACUCAUCAUGGGCAUUUACGAUUUCGUCGUGGGGAUCGGGGUCGGCAUUUUACUGGCCUUCAUCUCGCUCAUAUUCCAAACCUCUAGAGUGUCCGCCAUACGCGCAACCUAUUCGGGAGACGUGGUAGGAUCCACUGUCAGGCGGAACCCAACACAGCAGCAUUACCUCCAGCAAGUGGGCCGCCAGAUAUUCAUCGUCAAGCUAUCUGGCUAUCUCUUCUUCGGAACCAUCGUCAGCGUGGAGGAGAAGAUCCGCGAGUUGAUCUCGGACGACGCCUUUGGGAAGCAGCCGAUCAGGUUCCUGGUCCUUGACAUGUGGCAGGUUACGGGGCUUGACUAUUCGGCCGGGGAGGCGUUCAACACAAUCAACCGAUUGUUGAACGGCAGAGGAGUUGCCCUGGUACUCAGUGGAGUAGAUGCCCAGAGCGAGCUCGGCCAUAACCUCCGGGCAAUUGGGCUCGUCGAGGAUGGCACAGAAGUCAUGUUUCUUCCAGACCUCAACUCGGCGCUGGAGUGCUGCGAGAACGAGCUUCUGAAGAUUUUCUACGCCAGUCAAGGUGCGAGGGCAUCUCGUAGUGCCCCGACGUCGAGCCUUGAUGUUCCCGGGAGGAGCGCAGCAUCCCCGUCAAUGGAAGUACUCGGCAGCUCGCCACGGCGGACGCACCUCCACGAGGCGGCGACAAAGUCGCUGAACCAGAUCGACACCGCCUUGUCUUCGCGGUGGCAGAGUUUCAAGGAACCCCUGAGGCUGAUGCUGCAGAUCUUCCAGGACCUGAGCGAGAAGAACGAGGACUUCUGGUUCCGGGCCGUGGGAUACUUUGCGCGCAAGGAAUGCGCGGCCGGCACGGUCCUCUUCCGGCGCGGCGAGCCGGCCGAGGCGUUCUACCUCAUCGAGAGCGGGAUCCUAAGGGCUGAGUACAACCUCCCGCAGGGGUGGCUCUGCGAGAGUGUCCUCGCGGGGACGACCUGCGGCGAGCUGCCUUUCUUCUCCGAAACGGACAGGACGGCUACGGCCGUGGUCGAACGCGACUGCGUGGUCUGGAUGAUCGACAAGCGCGGCUGGGACAGGCUGCAGAAGGAGGAGCCCGACGUGGCCCAGGAGCUGCUGCGCAUCUCGCUCAAGCUUACCACGGAGCGGAUGAGCGUCAUCACGUCGUACGUCUUGACCAUGGCUGGCUAGCGAAUACCUGCGCUUUGGCUUGUUCCCCGUCGUCUUAUUUUUCUGUCUACCCCGUACAUGAAUAAGCCCGCUGCUCAGGGCGAGACCACCACAUACACUGAGAGUUUCCAACCAAAAUUGGAUCAAGUUUGGUCAAUACCACCACAUGUAAAUGUACAAGCAUACCAAGACAUAUAAACAGAAAUCUUUGUCUACACUCAAUAAAUAUAUAUAUACACAUACAUGUUGCAUCACACGCUGCAUGAAGCGCCGCCCUUCACCCAAGCCACUCAUUCAUAACUUGGUUUCAAGGCUAAGUGGAAAGGUCAGACUCGGAGAGGCCGCACACUCCAUCCAAACUCAACAAUGAUCGACACAGUUUUCACCAACCAUAUUCUAUUAUUUGAUAAUCGCUCA
Phialemonium atrogriseum is the source of this 4164-nucleotide messenger RNA. Its product is annotated as cyclic nucleotide-binding domain-containing protein. The transcript has 5 exons. Lineage: Eukaryota; Fungi; Ascomycota; Sordariomycetes; Cephalothecales; Cephalothecaceae. The coding region runs from base 472 to 3768 and encodes 1098 amino acids. Gene Ontology annotation, cellular component: membrane. The record is from RefSeq and is a predicted model, not a curated record.